ACAUCAUACUGAUACAUAUACAAAUCCACAUGCUUUGCAGAUAGAUCCACAGAUUUUGCCACGAACAGCAGGUUAUUCGUUAAUUAAAUACCUCGCGUGAAGUUGCAUUAAGGCAGUGCUCUGACCACAAUUUGUUUGCCAUAUUUUGAAAAAAUUCCUGAAAUAAAAUGAUACUUUUAAUAUUUUUCACAAUUUUGAUCGUCUAUUUGUUCAUGUCGACGCGGCGAAGACCCAACGAGCUUCCAGGUCCCUUCAAGUGGCCGAUUGUUGGGAAUCUCCCUCAAAUCGCGCAAGUCAACUGGUCCCGAGUUUGGCAUGCUGUUGAUCACUACGCCAAAAUUUACGGGGAAAUUUACGGCAUGUAUUUUGGACCCAGAUACGUUGUCGUUCUCAGUGACCCCAAAGUGGUUCACGAGCUGAUGAAGCGUGACGAGUGGAACGGGCGUCCACACGACCACAUGGCCAAAAUCAAAGGGGACGGAGCCGUGCUGGGGAUCAUUAUGACGGACGGUGACCUCUGGAAGGAGACGCGACGCUUCUCCUUGCGCCACCUCCGAGAUUUUGGCUACGGCCGGAGUAACAUGGAAACUUCAGUGAUGGACGAAGUGCAAAAUGUGGUGGACCGCUUGGACAAGCAGAUUGGCAAUGAGGAGCAGGUUUUGUCCUUUGAAAGCACAUUUGGCCCCGCUGUUCUCAGCACCUUGUGGAACAUGGUGGCCUCAAUUCGAACGGAAUUAGAUGACCCCGACAUUCUCAGGUUGCAACGCAUUGUGAAGGAAACUCUGCAAAGGAGAGCGUUCGGCGCCGGAAUAUUUUGGUCGUUCCAAUCUCUUCGACACUUGUUUCCUCAAGGGAGCGGGUUCGCCCAACAAAUCGAAGGUUUCAACAUUCUCAAGGAAAAUAUGAGGAAAGUCAUAACUGAGCAUAAAAAGACGCGAGUACCGGGAGAACCCAGAGACUUUAUCGACGCAUAUCUCGAGGAACAUGAAAAUAAUCCAGAAAAUCCGUACUUUUUCGACGAGCAGCUAGUUGUUACUUGCAUGGACCUUUUCGUUGCUGGAAGUGACACGACGACGAUCACUUUGCGCUGGGCUUUGCUCUACUUAAUUCUUCACCCGGAAGUGCAGAAGAAAGUGCAGGCAGAAAUCGAGUCCGUCGUUGGAUUAGACCGACCCGUCAGUUUGGCCGAUAAGGAGAAGUUGAACUAUUUUGAGGCCUUCCUCCUCGAAGUGAACCGAUAUUCCAGCGUGGCUCCCAUCGUCACACCGCACGCCCUAACAGAAACCGUAACCUAUAAAGGAUACGAGAUCCCAAAGGGAGCUCUCGUCUUCAUCAACACGUGGGGCAUUCACCGGAAUAAAGAUCACUGGGGAGACCCUGACACCUUCCGACCCGAACGAUUUCUCGACAAGAACGGCAAAGUCGUUACGAACGACGAGUGGCUGCUUCCCUUCGGUUCCGGAAAACGUCGCUGUCCUGGAGAACCUUUGGCUAAAACGUCCGUCUUCCUCAUGGUAUCCAACCUCUUACAAAAAUUCUCCUUCUCCACCGUCCCUGGUGAACCACGCCCCAGCCCAAUUCCCGUCAUUGGACUCAACCUCGCCCCACUCACGUACAGAGCAGAAUCCAGAAAACGCAAAAUUUAAAUAAAUCUCCAUUUAAAUUUCCAAUUUUCAUUUUAGUACUAAAAAAAUUUUAUUAAAUAAAAUCUCUCAAUAAUUCAAAU
Molecule: messenger RNA, 1726 nt
Organism: Folsomia candida
Lineage: Eukaryota; Metazoa; Arthropoda; Collembola; Entomobryomorpha; Isotomidae
Product: methyl farnesoate epoxidase
Exons: 9
Coding region: 168-1646 (492 amino acids)
Biological process (GO): xenobiotic metabolic process
Cellular component (GO): cytoplasm; intracellular membrane-bounded organelle
Molecular function (GO): heme binding; oxidoreductase activity, acting on paired donors, with incorporation or reduction of molecular oxygen, reduced flavin or flavoprotein as one donor, and incorporation of one atom of oxygen; iron ion binding
Source: RefSeq, a predicted model, not a curated record